UCUAUUGAAUCUGAUGAAGCGUAUAUAAAACAAAUAAGAGUUGUUAUUAAACCCUCAUUCAAGCCUAACUCAUCUCAUAGCUAAAGUCCUCCAAUUUUGAAUUUCGUUGAAAAAGUUCUGCAUAAUGUUUCAGUUAAUCGUAUUCUGUUUACUUCCAUUAUGCAUCUCCUGUGCCAUCAGCUGGGAAGACUGUGGAAAAGCUGAUAGAUCUUUGGUUUUUAGGAAGUUGAACUUCAAGAGGGAAAAUUUAGUUAUCGAUGGAAGGAGUCCGAUUGAAUUUGGAAUUGACUUCAGUUUACUUGAUCCAAUGGUCAAAGAAGUUACAAUGAGUUCUGAGUUGAGAAGACACUUUAACAUUUUUGGUUAUAAAAACAGCGUUUUGCUUCCUUGUAUCAACGACGUUGGAAGCUGUUCUAACAAUUUCUGCCAUAUGGUCGCUUCGAACGCAAUUUUUGCUCGUGCCGUCGCUACUCAAUUAAAAGUGCCUUUUGAUUGUUUAAUGAAGUCAGGUCGAUAUGCAGGCCAUGUUACUUAUCCAGUUCCAUUGGAUGGAUUCAAACCAUUACUUUCUGCUUUUAGUUGGGCAGCUUCGGGUAACUAUGAGCUUAUUGUUCGAUGGUACUUACAGGGUGCCGAGAUUGGAUGCCUUGCUCUUUCAGCUGAUUUACAAAUUGAUGUAUAACCUUCUCCACUUCACCUCAUUUGCCUCACUAACUUACAUGUCGGUGAAUAGCAAGUAACUGUACAAGACAAAUCUCAAAAAUCUUGUGGAAUAAACACAAUAAAGUUUCCAAUGAAUGCAAUCA
Molecule: messenger RNA, 806 nt
Organism: Tetranychus urticae (two-spotted spider mite)
Lineage: Eukaryota; Metazoa; Arthropoda; Arachnida; Trombidiformes; Tetranychidae
Source: RefSeq, a predicted model, not a curated record